Drosophila albomicans is the source of this 2371-nucleotide messenger RNA. Its product is annotated as xenotropic and polytropic retrovirus receptor 1. Bases 91 to 2097 code for a protein of 668 amino acids. Gene Ontology annotation, cellular component: cytoplasm; Golgi apparatus; plasma membrane. Gene Ontology annotation, biological process: phosphate ion transport; cellular response to phosphate starvation. Gene Ontology annotation, molecular function: inositol hexakisphosphate binding. The record is from RefSeq and is a predicted model, not a curated record. Lineage: Eukaryota; Metazoa; Arthropoda; Insecta; Diptera; Drosophilidae. The transcript has 5 exons.
AUGUCAGAAUUUAUUGAAUCUGUCGAGACGCUGAACUUAGCAGCUAGCUAGCUCUGCCCCAACAAAAAGGGCUCCGCUCGCGGGCCAAAGAUGAAAUUUGGCAAGACCUUUGAGACGCAUCUCACCAUCGAAUGGCGACAGCAGUAUAUGCGAUAUACGGAUUUAAAGACACUCAUAAGGCGGGGCGUGGAUGGAGCUCCAACGGAAAGUGAGACAACGCCGGACCAGUUGCUGGAAUAUUAUGCAAGCUUUGAGGAGCAUUUCUUUGCCGAGUGCCAGCACGAGUUGACACGCGUUAACAACUUCUUUCUGGAGAAGAUGGCCGAGGCGAGGCGCAAGCAUGGUACACUCAAGCUGCAGCUGCUGGCCACAGCACAUGCCACAGGUCAUGUGUCUCGUUCCCAUACUCGUAGUCAGAAUCAGAGUCGGAGUCACUCGCAGUUGCCAUCGCCGAGAGCGUCGGUGGUCAGCAUGCCGAGCACGUCGAGCAAUCGCAAGCUGAUGACACAGCGGCAGCUGCGCAGUGCGUACACCGAGUUCUACUUGACGCUGGUGCUGCUCCAGAACUUUCAGUCGCUCAACGAGACGGGAUUCCGAAAGAUCUGCAAGAAGUACGACAAGUAUUUGAAGUCCAAUCAUGGCGCCCUCUGGCUGGAGCGACAUCUCACCUACAUUGCCUUCGUCGAUCGUCGGCCACUGCAGCAAAUGACCAUCGAGGUGGAGGAGCUCUACACGCACUAUCUGGCUGCCGGAGAUCGGGCCAAAGCGAUGACAAAGCUCCGAGUGCCGCCACUCGGUGAACCGACGCCGCCUCCGAUGGUUUUUCGGGCUGGUCUCGCUUUGGGCAUGUUCAUCAUGCUGGCGCUGGCGGCGUUGUUCAGCUAUCUCCGCAGGCCACCGAUCACGGACAACAUCGAGGCUUUCAUGCGCCUCUAUCGCGGCCCCUUCACCUGGGUCAUCUUCAACUUCUUCAUGGCCGCUAACGUGGCCGGCUGGCAGCGAGCUGGCGUCAAUCAUGUGCUCAUCUUCGAGAUCGAUCCGCGCAGCCAUCUGCAACCGGCGACGUUUCUGGAGAUCGCCUGCACCUUCGGCAUGCUGUGGACACUCUCGAUGCUCGGCUUUCUCUUCCACGAUCUGAUCAACGUGACGGAUCCGUUUGUCUUUCCGCUAGCGCUCACACUAAUCAUGAUCACGCUGUUGAUCAAUCCGCUGCCGAUCAUGAACUGGCCCGCCCGCUGGUGGACGAUGCGCCUUGUGGGUCGCGUGAUCACCGCUCCGCUGCACUACGUGGGAUUCGCUGACUUCUGGAUGGGGGAUCAGAUGAACUCGCUGGUCACGUGCAUGGCCGACUACUACUACAUUGUGCGCUUCUAUGCUGUCUGCUGGCUGCGCUACAGCAACGUGAACUCCUGCUUCGAUGAGGACAUGUUUGUGCCGAUCUCCCGCUGUCUGCCCGCCUGGUUCCGCUUUGCGCAGUGUCUGCGUCGCUUCUCGGACAGCGGAUCGAAGUCGCUGAGCUAUCUACUGAAUGCGGGCAAAUACUCGACCACGUUCUUUGUGGUCUUCUUCUCGACGAUGCGCGGACGCACCGAUGUCUCUUGCAGAUGGCUAUGCGAAUACGUUUUACAAUCCCUACACGUGGUUCUUCAUCACCAGCUACAUCGUGUCGAGCGUGUACAGCUAUCUGUGGGAUGUGUUCAAGGACUUUGGCAUCUUUCAGAUCUGGCGGGGCGAGCAUUUGUUCCUCCGGGAGAAGCUCGUCUAUCCGCAGUCCUUCUACUACUUUGUCAUCCUCGAGAAUCUCGUGCUGCGUCUCUUCUGGGUCAUCGAGUUCGUUGUGCUUUACCACAAGCUGAUCACGCCCUACAAUAUCAAGACCUGCGCCAGCAUCCUGGAGAUAACGCGCUUAGUCGCUUCAUCUGGAACUACAUUCGGCUGGAGAACGAGCAUCUGAACAACUGCGGACACUUUCGGGCCACGCGAGACAUUCACCUGGCUGCCCUCAAUCCGACGCAGGAACGCAUGCUGGAGCAUAUGAUGACGGACCCAGAGCGGAGGCCAGAUGAACGCCAGAGACUGGGCAAACAAUACUUCUAGUCAAGAUGAAGCACGUGCCAAGGAGUCAUCGGACAUCAGCUGCCAUUUAGGUUUUAUCUGUUGCUUUUUGUGAGUUGUUGUUGUUGCCUGUUGCCUGUUGUUGAUUGCCCAGUUGCCCGUUAAUGUUAAUGGCCCUCCGUCAUCGUUGUGUGUUGUCAUUUAAGCCGCUUCUUUAAUUAAUUCAUUUGUGCAGAAAAAUAAAACGAACGCCAAGCGCAAGGGAAAGAGCUGAGCUUACCUGCAGCAGGAGGCGAACAACUCGACUCGAACUCAA